AUGCGUCGCGUGCGAAGCGAGGGUCGAGGGUGGUUCGGUGUCAUAUUAGCCUACUCAGACUGUCGCCGUUACCUUGGCAUCGACGGAACUACCACAUUACGUGUACCUCAACUCCUGGAGUAUCUUUCGCGCUUGUGUCUUCGCCCCAGUGUCUCUCCGCUCUUGUCUUCGCGCGCCCUCCUCCCAGGCCGCCGCCUCCAAGAGGCAGCAGUAAAGUACCUCGGCGUGAGCUCGGCGGGCGCGCGCGGCGUGGUGCGCGCGGAGCACGUGAGCCGCGACGAGGCCGGGCUGCGCGAGCUGCUGCGGACUGGCUACUUCCGCGCCGCCGUCAACCUCACUGCCGGGCUGCUAGCGGCCGCUGGACAGGGUGUAGGCCGCAUGCAUCGGCAGACCAAGCACACGCCGCGCACGCUGCAGCUUUGGCUGACGAGGUUCGCUGUGAUGCUGAGGAUCCGUCUCCACGAGCCUCUGGUGAAGGAGGCCGAGCCGUUCGGGGACUUUAGCAAGCCUGACAUGUUCUAUGAGUUCUAUCCAGACACAUACGAGGGCCGUACCGGGAGCCUAGUCCCGUUCUCACUAAGGUUGCUAGUGGCUGAACUCCCGGGACACGUCGGGAAGGCUGAGGAGGCUGUGGACAGGCUGUACGCGAUGAUCGACGUUAUUCAGAAGAUGCUAUCAAACCUGCGCGAGGGCAAGACAGAAGACGGCACGGGAGUCCUAACUUCUGAGCAGGAUAAAGCCGAGUCUAUACGACUGUGGAGCGGCCGGGAGACUAGGGUUCUGCAUUCUAUUGUCAACUGUGCUAUCACUUUGAAGGAUUACCGCCUAGCCGGCAAGAUCCUAACCUCCCUCCAAGCCGAAGCAUCAACCCCGAGCCAGAAGCGAGCCAUCUCCAGCGCCCUCUGCCGGCUGUGGCUGCUCGCCGGACACGUCAGAGCGGCGCGGGCGCAGCUCGACGCGGGCAGGGAGGCGCGCCACCACAUAUGCCCCACGCCAGACGUCCGGGAGUAUGUGGAUAUGGGACUCAUCGACAUCGCCAACGGGAAGUACCAGGACGCGUACAACAAUUUCGCGACGGCCGCUGAUCAAGAACCUACCAAUAUUAUGGUAGCGAACAACAUAGCCGUCUGCCUACUCUACAUGGGCCGCCUCAAGGAAGCCAUCGCGGUCCUGCAGAAAGCCAUCAACUCCAACCCCGAGAGAGGCCUCAACGAAUCCCUACUUAUCAACCUCUGUACGCUGUAUGAGCUGGAGUCUUCGAAGACUAAUGAUAAGAAACUCCAUCUGUUGAGGAUGCUGUGUAGGCAUCGGAGUGAUACGGUCCCUGAUGUUUUGGAGUGUUUGAAGUUGAGCUAAAGUAGUUCAAUACAGGACUAACGCGUAACUGAGUGAGUGUUUGAGUUAGGGCACAGGAGGGGUGACAUUAUGACGUGAUAGACCAGGGGUUCCCAAACUUAUUUAGUCUACUGCCCACUUUGAGAAUAAAUUAUUUUUUAGCGCCCCCCAUUUUUGUAGUC
Messenger RNA from Ostrinia furnacalis (Asian corn borer), 1517 nucleotides. Its product is annotated as trafficking protein particle complex subunit 12-like. The coding region runs from base 1 to 1356 and encodes 451 amino acids. Gene Ontology annotation, molecular function: protein binding. The transcript is spliced from 9 exons. Gene Ontology annotation, cellular component: Golgi apparatus; TRAPP complex. The record is from RefSeq and is a predicted model, not a curated record. Lineage: Eukaryota; Metazoa; Arthropoda; Insecta; Lepidoptera; Crambidae.